AGGAAGCGGGAGACGCCGACCGCUUAAGCUAUCCCUUGAAGUCAUUACUGCUUUAGAAUUGACUGCAAAGAUUAAUUUUUUACGGGAGAAAAGUACGUGUCGAACAUCACAAGUUACAUUUUUCACUAGUUUAGCAUGCAGCUGUCGUUCUCAGAAUAGCAGAGAGCUAACUUAGCAGUCACAGCUAACUUACCCUCACGACGCCGGACGGUAACUCUAACUACAGCACUGCUUAAACAAUAAUGUCACGAACGUCGGUGGUAAAAUCCUCCUUCUCCCACUUCACGGGUUAACUGACCUACUACCGUGUAACGUUGCUUAACAACAAUGGCCAGUAACGUUGCCGUGCUGGAAGUCGGUACGGGCGUUUUCGUCAUUGUUGUGGUUUGGAUUGCAGCUCUUGUGUUUGGGAUGCUGCUGCUGAGAGCAUCUGGAUCAGCAAAGUUAGGAGUUAUCCCUGUUUUCCUACUGGCUCUCACCAUCACUUCGGCGCUGGUGUUUUUCCCUCGCAGCCCAGAGACAACUCCCCCUUUCAAAGAGAUAGAGAUAGUGGACACUUUGUUCAUCGGCCGCUACGUCCUGCUGGCAGUGGUGAGCGCAGUCUUUCUGGUGGCGUUCUUUAUGCUCCUCCCCUUUCAUUUUCUGGAGCCAGUCUAUGCCAAGGCCUUAAGAACACACUAGAGCUGCCAAGGUCAGAGCUGGCACCGGCAUCAUAUCGCUGAUGCACACAGCUUAAGACAAGCAGAGAUGACGAGAGGCCCCACCCCUUCACGUGGAAUCAGAAUACAGAAUGCAUCCCAAACAGAAACAGCAGGAGAGCCCGUGUUUUCUUUAUGGCCAACUGUUUGCAGGUUGUUGACUGUUCAUGUAUAACUAACUGGAAUGAGAUAUCCAUCAGUACCCAGGUUGUUUUAUUUAUAAUUUGUAUCAUUUAAUACAUGAGAUGAAUUUCCUUCACAACAGAUGGUUUCUUAUUUGAUAUGUGUAAAGCACUACAGCAAUUCCUAGUCAACCAGCACUGAAACACCCCCUCUAUCUUUAAUAAAGAAAUCUUACAUUGCCAAA
This is a messenger RNA of Micropterus salmoides (largemouth bass), 1065 nucleotides long. It is a transcript of the gene tmem218, whose product is annotated as transmembrane protein 218. The transcript has 3 exons. NCBI's taxonomy places the organism in Eukaryota, Metazoa, Chordata, Actinopteri, Centrarchiformes, Centrarchidae. The record is from RefSeq and is a predicted model, not a curated record. The coding region runs from base 328 to 681 and encodes 117 amino acids.